ACCACUGUUUUCAAGUAGUCCUCUGCCCUAGUAAAGAUGAUACGCUCUUCUUCACAUCCAACAUCCUCAUAAAGUUAAAAAGGUACCCAAAACCAAAAAGUAUACUUCAAGAAUCAAAAACCAUUUGCUUUACCAAAAACACACACACCCAUCUCAAAUUUCCACAUUAACCCAUGCUCUAAUCCACCCAAAAACACAAAUCAAAAUACCAAACAUAAAAAAAAAAGAAAAAAAAAAUGUAUUCUCAACAACCCAUAACAGUAAAACCCUUAUCCCCUGUCACAUUGUUGUUGCUAUUUUUGGUCAUAGUCCCACUUACUAAAUCUGAUAACACAAACUUAGUAUACAAAGGGUGUGCAAAACAAUCAUUUCAAGAUCCAAAUGGGGUUUACUCAUCUGCACUUUCAGCCAUUUUUGGAACCCUGAUUCAACAAUCUUCAAAAGCAAAGUUUUUCAAGACCACAAGUGGAAGUGGGCAAGCUUCAAUUUCAGGUCUUUUUCAAUGUAGAGGAGAUCUAAGCAAUCUUGAUUGUUACACAUGUGUAAGUAGACUCCCAAUCUUGAUGGACAAACUUUGUGGCAAAACAGUAGCUGCAAGACUUCAACUUUUAGGAUGUUAUAUGCUUUAUGAAGUCAAUGGUUUUGCUCAGAUUUCAGGUAUGGAAAUGUUGUAUAAAACUUGUGGGUCAACAAAUAAUGGUGGGGUUGGUUUUGAAGAAAAAAGGGAUUCUGCAUUAGCUGCUUUAGAAAGUGGUAUUGGAAAUGGAAAUGGUGGGUUUUAUACAACAAGUUAUGAAUCAAUGUAUGUUUUGGGACAAUGUCAAGGGGAUUUAGGGAGUUCUGAUUGUGGGGAAUGUGUGAAAAAUGCUGUUCAAAGAGCACAAGUUGAAUGUGGGAGUUCAAUUUCUGGACAGAUAUAUUUGCAUAGAUGUUUUAUUAGUUAUAGUUAUUAUCCUAAUGGAAUUCCACCCAAGAAAUCUUCUUCAUCAAAUACAUAUCCUUCUUCUUCUACAUCGUCUUCGGGGUCUUCUUCUUCUUCGUAUUCUUCGCCUUCUUAUUCGUCAUCAUCAGGAGGGAAUGAGGCAAAUACUGGAAAAACAGUUGCAAUUAUCUUAGGAGGGGCAGCAGGAGUUGGGUUCAUAGUCAUAUGUGCAAUGUUUGCUAAAAAUUUAGCCAAGAAACAUGAUGAUUAUUGAAAGAUGGAGGAGAUGGGAGUUCUUUAAAAAGAACCAAAGAUCCAAUUUUUGAGGUGGCUUCUUUCAUUGGUCUCUUUCUAUUUCAUUAAGGCAAAUGGAGGUACAAUUUUUUAGUAUGGUUUUAGAAAAGGGGAUUAAAUGUUAGUGUUGAUGGGGAAGGAAUGUUUGUCAAUGGUGAAAAAGAUGAAGGAAAGAUGUAACUUUUUUAUAUAUUUUUUUAGUUUUAUUUUAAUGUUGUAAAACAUUGGCUCUUCAUGGCUCAAAGCCAAUGCCAUGUGCUUGUUUAUCCUUUCAA
Molecule: messenger RNA, 1491 nt
Organism: Erigeron canadensis
Lineage: Eukaryota; Viridiplantae; Streptophyta; Magnoliopsida; Asterales; Asteraceae
Product: plasmodesmata-located protein 2-like
Exons: 3
Coding region: 237-1196 (319 amino acids)
Biological process (GO): plasmodesmata-mediated intercellular transport; transport of virus in multicellular host
Cellular component (GO): plasmodesma
Source: RefSeq, a predicted model, not a curated record